GCACAACUGAACGAGUCGCAACAUGCCGCCAAAAGCCAAGAAGCCAAAGCAGAUCAAGGACGAGGAUGAGGCAGCCAAGGUGCUGCUGGAGUAUCUCACUCGCCAGAACCGCCCAUACAAUGCCAAUGACUUGUUCAUGAACCUGCACAAGGCCAUCGGCAAGACGGCCCUGACGAGGGUGUUGGCCAAGAUGGCUGCUGACGGGCAGAUCACGGAGAAGGUCUUUGGCAAGCAGAAGAUCUACUUCCCACUUCAGUCCGAGUUCCCAAAGCUAAGCAAGGAAGAGCUCACGGCGUUGGACAAGGAGUUGGAGGAGCUCAAGGCGGAGAUGAAAGGCCUGCAAUCCGAGUGUGAUCAGCUGCAAUCAAAGUUGUCGUCCACGCUGGCGACACCGGAGACUGCAGACGCAGAGAAGGCGCUCACAGAAGUGCAGGAGAGGAAUGAGAAGAAGGAGGGGAAGCUGAAGGCGCUGCGGUCUGACGGGAAAUCGGUGACAGAGGCCGACAAGAACAAGAUCAACAAGAAGUUUGACGAAGCGGUCAAGCUCUGGCGCAGACGCAAGCGCAUGGCAACGGACAUCCUGGACCAGAUUUUGGAGAGCUACCCCAAACCAAAGAAGGCGCUUUUCAACGACAUUGGUCUUGAAACGGAUGAAGAGGUCAAGGUGAACCUCAAGGACUUUGGGCGGUGAGCCCUUGCAUCGCCAAUCAUGACAUGUACACCACCCCCCUCAUGGCUCCUUGUCCCUUAUCGCUUUGUUCUUAAUCCUCGACAGUAGUCAACCCUCCCACCCUCUCUCUGUACUUCAGCGACAUGUGUUGUGUCGCCCUCACACCUCUUAUCAUUCACCACCAGCCACCACUGUAACUGACCCGUCUGCUUCCACACCCGCGCUGCGUGUUGUUGUUUCUUAUCUGUGUGCCUGCAAGAGCGUUAGUUGGUUUGUUUGAUGAUGUGGUGUUGUUUGAUUUUAAUGUGUUGCUUUUGGUUUUGUGAUGUUGUAUCGCACCCAAGACGGGCGUUCUCGGCACUCUUAACUGGCAACGAUCAAUCAAUCAAUGAAGAAGAAAAAUGGUCAACAACUCACUCAUUGGGUGCUCUCUCUCUCUCUCUCUCGCUCGCUCAGAAC
Molecule: messenger RNA, 1129 nt
Organism: Salpingoeca rosetta
Lineage: Eukaryota; Choanoflagellata; Craspedida; Salpingoecidae
Exons: 10
Coding region: 23-691 (222 amino acids)
Biological process (GO): homologous chromosome pairing at meiosis; meiotic joint molecule formation; meiotic strand invasion involved in reciprocal meiotic recombination
Cellular component (GO): condensed nuclear chromosome; DNA recombinase auxiliary factor complex
Molecular function (GO): double-stranded DNA binding; recombinase activator activity
Source: RefSeq, a predicted model, not a curated record